AUGAAUCAACCACCUCAGUACCAGCCGCAACGGCGGACGGGUACCUUCUCAUCACAACAUGAUGAGGCACACACCCCACCAGGCAUCGCGAGCCACCAGGGGCAUCCGGGACACUCAGGGCAUCAUGCGCACCAGGCCCAUCAGGGACACCAGGGCCAGCAAAUAUCUCCCCGCGACUACUCGACUGGCGCCCCGCACAUCAAGCUUGAUCAAGUCUCCCCCAACCUCUCCCAAAUGUCGGGCUACCAGAGCUCUGGAUCGGUGCCAGGCACGCUCCAGCCCGGUGGUGUGAGUUCCCGACAGCCGACAAUCCCCUCCAAUGCGGCCCCGACCAUUCCUAGCAUGCAACAGUCCGAAUAUCCAUCACAUCACGCCCAAACCCCUCCAAAACACGGCUCGCUGAGCCUCUCACACAGUUACUCGCGGUCCAGCCCUUCGGCACACUACGAAGCCGGAGGGCCAGGCUAUCUCCCGUACACCCCGACUACCCCGGGCGGUACCGCGACCUCGUCACAAUUCAUGUCCCCCACCGAACCCAAAUACGCCCCCUCAGGCUCGCAGCGCAAUAUCUCCAACACCCCGCUUGGUCUUGCGGAUAUCCGCCCACGCGCCGAUUCGAGUCUUUCGGACGGACUACCAGGCACCCCGGGCUACGAGCUGGCCAGCACCCAGCCACGUACCAGCAACUACAUGGCACCAUGGGCCCUCUACGCCUUCGACUGGUGUAAAUGGACCCCCCAUGCCAACAGCGGUGGGAAGCUCGCCAUUGGUAGCUAUCUUGAAGACGGCCAUAACUUUAUACAAAUUCUUGAUGCUCAGGUCAACAACACGCCGUCCGAUGCCUAUGUCCCUGGAGGGCCUAAAUGGUCCAUGGAUUUCACAAGGAUUGCGGAGGCAACACACUCGUACCCAGUAACCCGAUUACUUUGGGAGCCGCCCUCGUCACAAAAGCAAUCCACCGACUUGCUCGCUACCUCGGGUGACCAUCUCCGGCUUUGGUCACUUCCAUCCGACUCGCAGGCUUCUGUAUCAAGCUCUUCCAUAACAUCAAGAAAUGGCCGUGAUGCCCCCGUCACGAAACUCACACCGCUCGCGCUACUGUCCAACUCCAAGACGCCCGACCAUACCGCUCCGCUUACCUCGCUGGACUGGAACACCGUCAACCCAAGCCUGAUCAUCACCUCAAGUAUCGACACUACGUGUACCAUCUGGGACAUCCCAUCCUUGACCGCGAAGACUCAACUGAUUGCCCACGAUAAAGAGGUGUAUGAUGUCCGUUUCUGCGCUCAGAGCACCGAUGUGUUUGUGAGCUGUGGGCAAGAUGGCAGCGUCCGCAUGUUCGAUUUGCGGAGCCUCGAGCACAGCACCAUCAUCUAUGAGCCCACCGGUAAGGACGACAAAGACUCCAAUGGCGGCCGCAUGAGCCCGACACUCGCCCAGCAAACUCUCACCCACCCACCACCUCUUCUCCGCCUCGCUACUUCCCCGCACGACCACCAUCUCCUCGCCACAUUCGCCUCCGACUCCAACGUCAUCCGCAUCCUCGACGUCCGACAGCCAGGCCAAGCGCUUCUUGAAUUACGUGGCCAUUCAGGGGCGCUCAACUGCGUCGAGUGGUCCCCCUUGCGCCGUGGUACCCUCGCUUCCGGAGCGGACGACUGCCAAGUCCUCAUCUGGGACUUGAUGCAUAACAGUCAGGGUGGUGCAACGGCCCUCCCGGGUGCUGGAGGCGCGCCGGGACCGAACGGUGCCGCAGGAGCCUCUGGGGCAGGUGCGGGAGGUGAUAAUGUGCGCAGCCCGGUGAGCAGCUGGCAAUGCGAGUAUGAGGUUGGUAAUGUUGGAUGGGUCCCACAUUUGGCGGCGGGGGAGUAUGGCGAGUGGCUGGGAGUUAGUGCCGGGCGCGGUGUAUGGGGUGUCAAGUUAUAA
Dichotomopilus funicola is the source of this 1926-nucleotide messenger RNA. Its product is annotated as WD40-repeat-containing domain protein. Bases 1 to 1926 code for a protein of 641 amino acids. The transcript has 3 exons. Gene Ontology annotation, cellular component: nucleus. The record is from RefSeq and is a predicted model, not a curated record. NCBI's taxonomy places the organism in Eukaryota, Fungi, Ascomycota, Sordariomycetes, Sordariales, Chaetomiaceae. Gene Ontology annotation, molecular function: protein binding.